Molecule: messenger RNA, 789 nt
Organism: Aspergillus wentii DTO 134E9
Lineage: Eukaryota; Fungi; Ascomycota; Eurotiomycetes; Eurotiales; Aspergillaceae
Exons: 2
Coding region: 195-731 (178 amino acids)
Source: RefSeq, a predicted model, not a curated record
UGGGAUUGUACAUGGCACACAGACCUUAACACGGUUGUGUUGGUCACUCGCAGGCGGCAAUCUUACUGACCGCCAGUCGAGACGGGAAUCUGUAGGAUGUGAUUCGAGGAUGGCAUGUCGAUCGGCAAGUGAUCACACAGAUCGUGCGGCUCUCGAGUUGACUGACUAUACUCGGGAGUGUUUAGCUCCCAUAAAUGGCGUGGAACCAGCUACAUCUUUCGAACAUUCGAAUUAAAUCAAAGAAGAAGAAACAAAAGUCUCUUUGGUCUAUUACAAUGGACAAAGUGGGCUGGAAUAUCGACUUCAAUUCUUCCGAUAUGAACAUUAAUCCAUCCAUCUUGCCGUUCUGUGACGUAAGACCAUUUCAACAGGGUCCAUCGAGGGACAGCAGCAUCGCAUAUCACCCGAUCCAGGCGCAUUGGAUAGCAAUCAUCUCAGGGCCCCAAAACCAUCCCAUCUACCGCCGGUUUGGGGGGUCAACCUGGUCCUGGAACGGCCCGACCCGAACCCACCGCUACCACCAAUACCAAACCCACCACAAGAGAACGGUCCCACGUAUAAAUGCGACUCCUGCAGAGGGAAGACAGGGAAAGUCGGGGGAUUUCCGACAAAGCAGGACUUCCUGCGCCACAGGCUCGUAUGCCGAAAACGCGCUCCGGCAUCGACAGAUCAGAAGACUCGGGAAGAGCCUCGCGCCCGAGGCGAGUCCUCUACGGAGCGGGGAGAUGUAAGGAAACGACAGGCCCUGCCUGUAGACCACGAAGUACCUUCAAAUGCAUGCUUGGGUAC